AUGUCUCUGCUGGCCCCCAUCAUCUGUGACAAUGGAACUGGAUUCUCGAAAGUUGGCUUUGCCGGUAACUCUGAUCCCUCAUUUGUCUUCCCAACCGCCAUCUGUACGCGCGGACCAGUGCAACAGUCGACACGAUCUGGACCAUCAGUACCUCCUCGACCAGGGAACCUCGCGUCAAAGCGCGGCGUAGAGGACCUUGACUUCUUCAUAGGUGACGAAGCUCUCGCGAACGCGCAGACACCGGGCUAUGGAGUAUACUACCCCAUUCGUCAUGGUCAGAUUGAGAAUUGGGACCAUAUGGAGCGUUACUGGGAGCAGACCAUCUUUAAAUACCUUCGUGCGGAGCCCGAGGAUCACUACUUCCUCCUGACUGAGCCACCAUUGAACCCUCCCGAGAACCGCGAGCAAACCGCUGAGAUCUUCUUCGAGUCCUUCAACAUCAAGGGUCUCUAUAUCGCCGUGCAGGCCGUGCUCGCGCUGGCUGCAUCCUGGUCCUCGAACCGCGUCACGGAUCGCACGCUCACCGGCACUGUCAUUGAUUCUGGCGACGGUGUCACACACGUCAUCCCCUGCGCUGAAGGCUAUAUCAUCGGCAGCGCGAUUAAGCACAUCCCCAUCGCUGGGCGCGAUAUCACACAAUUCGUGCUUAACCUCAUGCGUGAGCGCGGUGAGAUGGCUACCGUCCCGCCGGAGGAACAGCUUAAGGUUGCGAGCAAGGUGAAGGAGAAUUACAGCUACGUGUGCCAGGACAUCGUCAAGGAGUUCAGGAAGUACGACCAGGAACCGUAUAAGUAUUUCGAGAGAUAUGAUGGGGAGUAUACGGUGACUGGUCGGAAAUACUCGGUGGAUGUUGGAUACGAGCGAUUCCUUGCUCCUGAAAUCUUCUUUAACCCCGAGAUCUAUUCUUCGGACUUCCUGACGCCGCUGCCGGAGAUUGUAGAUGGUGUCAUCCAGCAAUCGCCCAUUGAUGUUCGUCGCGGUCUUUACAAGAACAUCGUCCUCUCAGGAGGUUCCACCAUGUUCCAGCACUUUGGCCAGCGCCUUAAGCGGGACUUGAAGCAGCUCGUUGACCGCAGACUGGAUGCGAGCGUCCUGGCGAGCGGUAGCCACAUGAAGUCUUCCGGAGUCGAGGUCGAAGUCAUCUCUCACAAGCGUCAACGCUACGCAGUCUGGUUCGGUGGCUCAUUGCUUGCAUCUCUUCCGGAGUUCUACUCUUCCUGCCACACAAAGGCGCAGUACGACGAGAUCGGGCCCAGCAUCUGCAGGCGGUACCAGAUCUUCGGCAGUGCAACAUAG
Messenger RNA from Laetiporus sulphureus 93-53, 1296 nucleotides. Its product is annotated as Actin/actin-like protein. The transcript has 9 exons. Lineage: Eukaryota; Fungi; Basidiomycota; Agaricomycetes; Polyporales; Laetiporaceae. The coding region runs from base 1 to 1296 and encodes 431 amino acids. The record is from RefSeq and is a predicted model, not a curated record. Gene Ontology annotation, biological process: Arp2/3 complex-mediated actin nucleation. Gene Ontology annotation, cellular component: actin cortical patch; Arp2/3 protein complex. Gene Ontology annotation, molecular function: actin filament binding.